This is a messenger RNA of Aureococcus anophagefferens, 477 nucleotides long. RefSeq lists its product as hypothetical. Gene Ontology annotation, cellular component: endoplasmic reticulum membrane. The record is from RefSeq and is a predicted model, not a curated record. Lineage: Eukaryota; Pelagophyceae; Pelagomonadales; Pelagomonadaceae. Bases 1 to 477 code for a protein of 158 amino acids. Gene Ontology annotation, molecular function: diacylglycerol O-acyltransferase activity. The transcript has a single exon. Gene Ontology annotation, biological process: triglyceride biosynthetic process.
AUGGACGCGUCCGCGGCCGUCUUCAAGAAGCGGCUCGCGCGCGGCUCCGCGGCGCUCUACGUCGGCGGCAUGCUCGAGCUCUUCUCGUCGUCGCGGGACCGCGAGGCCGUCAUCCUGAGCCGGCGCAAGGGCUUCGUCAAGCUCGCGCUGCGGAGCGGCGCGGACCUCGUGCCGUCCUACAUGUUCGGCAACACGACGGUCCUCGAGGCGCUCACGGCGGGGCCCCUGGCGGCGCUGAGCCGCGCGGCGGGCGUCUCCUUCACGCUCUUCUGGGGCCGCUGGGGGCUGCCCCUGCCCCGGCCCGUGAAGCUCGUCUUCGCGCGCGGCCGGCCGCUCGGCCUGCCCCACAUCCCGGAGCCGACCGCCGCGGACGUGGACAAGUACCACGCGCUCUACUGCGCGAAGCUCCUCGAGCUCUUCGACAACUACAAGAAGCACAACCCGGACUACGCGCGCAAGUCCCUCGAGGUCGAGUAG